Argiope bruennichi is the source of this 1763-nucleotide messenger RNA. RefSeq lists its product as uncharacterized. The transcript is spliced from 2 exons. Bases 373 to 1152 code for a protein of 259 amino acids. The record is from RefSeq and is a predicted model, not a curated record. Lineage: Eukaryota; Metazoa; Arthropoda; Arachnida; Araneae; Araneidae.
CUUGUUGACGGACACGUAUUCUGAUGAGCCGAUUGAUCCGGCCCACCAGCGAAGUGGACAGUCCACCUCACGGUUUCGUUUCGUCCGAUUGUCGGCCGUUAGAAUGAAAUGUCCCUUUUGAAGUGCGAUCUCCGCCUUAACAUCAGAGUGAAGAAUAUUUGGAAUCAUUAAUUCGUUUAUAUCCAAUUAAUAGAAUUCUUAAAAUUUAACUUUAAAGAAUUUUCUUUGUGAGCGGUCAAGGACCCGUUGAGGAAAAGAAAAUGUUAUGACCAGAAGUUUUGUUCGCUAAUCGGAAUUUUCCUGAAAUGCAAAUCUAGAAAUCGGAACCGAAGAGUUUUCUUUUCCAGAUCUAGUAAAGAACUGCAUUGUAGGAUGGAACGUAAUAUUCGAGAUGUCAGAGAUAUAUUCGGCUGUAGUGGCAGUGAUAAACAAGAACUGAGGUCAUAUGACUAUUCACCUCGGAGCCGUCGUCGGCAUGAAGCCAUGGACAGCUAUGACAGCCGCAUCACACCCCAUAAUAAUCUUCAAAAUUCUGAGAACAGAUCAAAUAUGGCCACUAACAACACUAAAAAGAGCAGCCGUCAUCGCGCAGACGAUUUUCUAGAACCAGUUCGGGCGAGUAAGAAAUCGGAUGAGAAUCAAAAGAGUUCCAGUUCCAAAAAUAACAAAGAUGCCGCCUACUACGCAAAUCGGACUCUGACAGAAAGAGACAUUCGACACCUGGAACGCCAUUUAUCGAUGAAAAAGACGAUUCGCAAGCAGAUAAGUCGGAAUUUGACGCAAGCCUUUGUGGAUGAUCCUGAAUUGGUUUUGACGGAUACUACUAAUCCUACGACUAAGAGCAGCAACAAAGUUUCUUCGGAUCGCACGUUUACAUUAACCAGAGCAAAAGUAUCGAAAUCGGAACAGAAUGUUUUGGAUCUUCUAAAAGACAAUGAACCAGAUUCUGGUCAUUGCAGUGCUGAUAAUCCGAACAGUUCCGAUGAUGAUUCCCAUCAAGAACAAAUAAGAGAACGCCACGUUGUAAAGUCUGACAAGAAUAAUAGUAAAGCUGUGCAUGAGAAUAGAAAUAAAGCAGAAUCGAAUUACAAGGACGACGGGAAAUUUUCAUUCUGGAAAAUGUUCUCUGUUAAGAACAGAAGCAAACGAUAAAUUUUCGUUGCCAUCUUUUCGUCAUAUAUGAUGUGCUGCAGAAUUGCAUAUAGCAGUGCUUAAACAGAGUUACUAAACUUGGUUGAAAUAUCUAGUACACAGUUAAAUUUAAAAGAGAAUGAACUAUCACGAUAAAUUUUUAAAAUACUAUCUUUAUUGAGAAGAUAGUAUGUUGAAAAUUAUUUAACAAAUAAAAGAGAAAAAAAAUAUUUUUCAAACAGAAGUUAGGCAACUGGCAACUUCAUUUACGGCGGUGAACAGUGUGGCCAAUAUUUUUUUCUUUGCUGACGAUAUUUUACGAAAAUCUGAUAUCGUACUAGAAUUUCGCCCUGAACUUUUAUUAUCUGUGAUAAUCUUUUCGAAUGGUUUGUGGUUAUUGCUAAUCAAGGUAAAAUUAAUAAUUUAUUAUACGUUUUUGCUAAUGUUUAAGGAAAGAUGAUAGAAAAAAAAAUAAUGUGAAGGAAUAUUAGCAGUUUGAAUAGAUUUUAUAUUGAUGAUAUUUUGUGCUAAUUAAUCUGGUUUAUGUUUUCUAUAUAUGAGAUUCAUUUCCAACAUAUUUUAGACAUGAAAUUUUUAGGAGAUAUUUUGUUGUGUGUAGAGAAAUAAAAAAA